Molecule: messenger RNA, 699 nt
Organism: Arachis stenosperma
Lineage: Eukaryota; Viridiplantae; Streptophyta; Magnoliopsida; Fabales; Fabaceae
Exons: 2
Coding region: 1-699 (232 amino acids)
Source: RefSeq, a predicted model, not a curated record
AUGGUGAAUUCGCCGUUGGGAUGGAGUUAUGAGUCUGAGCCGUUGACAUUUUAUGCCAAGUGUACACAGUAUGGGUCAGGGUGUGACUGGCUUAUCAGAGUUAGCUUGAUCAGCAGGAAGUACUGUUGGGUUAUAAGGAGGUAUAAUGGUAGCCACACCUGUACCACCGCCACCAUUUCACAGGAUCAUUCGAAGCUGGACUCUAUCACAAUUGCAGAAGCAAUAAAGCCACUAGUUGAAGUUGACCCCUCCUUAAAGGUAAAAUCGGUUAUAGCAGAAGUGCAAUCGAAAUUCAACUACACCGUCAGUUACCGGAAAACAUGGUUGGUUAAGCAGAGGGCAGUAGAAAAAAUAUUUGGAGGUUGGAAAGCAUCGUAUGAAGCCUUGCCUAUAUGGUUUGAGGCCAUGUGUCACAAGGAGCCAUCAGCUGUUGUCCAUUUUGAGACUAUGCCUGCAUAUCAAGGCGAUGACUUGGUGGGUGAUAUUCGGGUAUUGCAUCGUGUAUUUUGGAGUUAUUACCCUUGUAUUAGGGCAUUCAGACAUUGUAAGCCAGUUGUCCAGGUGGAUGGGACUCACUUGUACGGAAAGUAUAAGGGUUGUCUGCUUGUGGCAGUUUCACAGGAUGGCAACAACAAUAUAGUCCCGAUUGCCUUUGCUAUUGUUGAGGGAGAGACUUCUGAUGCAUGCUGUGGAACGUAG